Messenger RNA from Neodiprion virginianus, 1499 nucleotides. RefSeq names its product intraflagellar transport protein 46 homolog (gene IFT46). Gene Ontology annotation, cellular component: intraciliary transport particle B; centrosome; motile cilium. The record is from RefSeq and is a predicted model, not a curated record. The coding region runs from base 234 to 1232 and encodes 332 amino acids. Gene Ontology annotation, biological process: intraciliary transport; cilium assembly. Lineage: Eukaryota; Metazoa; Arthropoda; Insecta; Hymenoptera; Diprionidae. The transcript is spliced from 4 exons.
AAUUAACCAUUCCCAGCCCGAAUACAUUUUUUUUUUUUCGAUCAAAUGUCUGGAGGAUAGCAGAGAACUAGAACACCAUGGCAACGUUUGUAAACAACAUACCACAAUAUCUACCAGUGGCAGUUGGUUGCUCCGUGACUGAUCCUUACCCUCCGCUGUCAGCCGUUUAGAAUAAGCACAUCCACAGGAGUAUCGCGUAUCAUUUAUUUUCCAGCCCACUAACCGAACAAACAAUGGACAUUAAGGAUAGCAGUGAGGACGAAGAAGCACAAAAUAUAUCUGCAUUUAGCCAAUUUGAUGAAAGUAUCGAGGUACGCAACGCCGAAGAAAUCAAGAGCCCUGUGAACACAGCUAUGUCGACAUUGAAACGAAGUCCAAAAAAUACCAGUAGCCACAGCUCAUUGAAGAUUGGGGUUGGAAGUCUACGAGGCAAUCUCAGUCCCCCACAGCCUUCAAGAUAUUCGAACAAGCUUACGGACCACGUUGAACCCACAUCGUUUGGCAAGUCAAGCGCACUCAUGAAUGAUGCUUCUGAUAGUGAAGAGACGGAUGAUGAUGAUAUACAAGGUGGAACAACCAAAGGUUUUGAAACUUAUGAUCCAAAGGAAUUUGAAGAUCUUCACGUAUCAGCUGAAAUCAAAGAACUUUUCGAGAAUAUCACAAGAUUCUCACCGCAGAAAAUUGACCUUGACUACAAGCUCAUUCCGUUCGUGCCCGACUACAUUCCAGCAGUCGGCGAUAUUGAUGCUUUCAUUAAAGUUCCGAAACCCGAUGGUACCGCUGAUAAAGUAGGGCUAGUCGUUCUGGAUGAGCCCUGCGCCAAUCAAUCGGAGCCUGCCGUUCUGGAUUUGCAAUUGCGAAGUCAUAGUACAAGUUCAGGACCUAUGAAACAGGCAGUGAUCAAGCGCAUUGACGAUCCGGAAAAAAAUUCCAAGUCUAUUGAAAAGUGGAUUAACGAUAUGAACCAGUUGCACACAAAUAGGCACCCGCUUACAGUACAUCUCUCAAAACCAACAGUUGACAUUGAUACGCUCAUGCAACAAUGGUCUGCAGACGUAGACGAACGAUUGGAAAACACUUCGGUUGAAUUGUCACAGCUAGAUUGUGACUUGCCCCGUCUCGUCGACAUUGCUUGUACCCUCGUCGAUAUUCCAGUCUACCCAGAUGCCAGAAUGGAAGCACUGCACACGAUGUUUACCUUGUUUUUAGAAAUUAGAGAUCAUCAAUAUUAAUUCUAUCGCAGUAGACAUUGAAUAAUAGUAAUAAUUUCUAAAAUUAGUUUUUUUUUUUGUUUCAGAUCACUCUAAUCCUUUGUUGCACAGUGGUACGUACGUACAACCUAUAUUCCAUGGCUCUGGCGUUGCCUAAGCUCCUUGUAACGUCAUUUAUGGGUGAAACUUACUUUCUAUACGUUGUUAGGGGACUUAAAAAUGCAUGUGUAACAUCAAUAAAUAAUCAUUUAGGAUGUAAAGACAAAUAAAUACGAUUUUGAAAAUUUA